AUGGAUUCGGCACGCCAUGAAGAUGCUCCGUCAUUGCUCUUGCAAAACCGGCAACGGCAGGCAAUGCAGAAGCAAGGAUGCGCCCAAGCGAACACCGACAAAGAUACAACCCGGAUGCGGCCAACCAACGAAGAAAGGCCCAAUCUCCAGCAAAGACCGCACGAUGAGGUACAUCUCCAUUUGGUUGCAGGAGCAUAGCAGGAUCUGAUUCACGACAUUCAUGGUUUCUUGCGAAGCACAGCAGUCGACCUGUCGUAGUCGUGGUUGCAGGUUGCAUAGUUUUUGGCCGCCCGUUUUUGAAUACUUGAGUUUGUUUCGAAUUUACGUGCAAGAACUCGUUGGGCGCUAGUAGCAGAAUAUAGUUUCCAAUAGUCUGAGCAACACUGGUACAACUUUCAAUGAAGCUGGUAUAUUCUUUGACGUGGAAGGUUGUCUGCUCAACCGCCGCGAAUCGAAAAUGAAUUCAAAAUCAGAGUCCCUCGGGUGUAGUUGGAAAACAAUGUGGCACAGGAAAAACGAAAACCUGCAUCCAGAGCAAAAACGCAAAAGUGCCCCCUGCGCCGGCGACCAAAAGUGGAGCCAAACGACUUAGCCAGGUAGGUUUUCUAGCAAUAGGCACAGAACAAGUCGCACGCUUUGAAGAUGCUUGCCAGAAGCGCAGGCGGCUGCUGACGCAUCUUCUGCGCAUGUGCAAACCUUUGGCGCAUUUUUCUUAGCAUGAGUCUGGGCCGAGCGACUGCCGCAAUACGUUCACAGACCGGAAAAAGAGGUGCAAUAACUACAGAAAAUCGUCAUCGAUGCGAAUUAUAAACGCAUGACAAUACUCCAGACCACGACCACUGCCGCUCAAGCAAUCACCAAAAACCCUGAGCAAGGAGCAGCAGGGCGACGAGAAAGAGAUUCAUUGCCGUUCGCGAGGACCUCCGGGCCGCCGGGUGGUGUAGGUGCGCAUUUAGAGAACCAGACCAACACAGACAAGGGGAAUGAAAAAACUGGCGACCACGCUAAACCUCGAGGCAGUGGCAAAGGGCCGGCUGUGCGGGUGGAAAAAGGGCAUGUGCCUGGAACGUCUUCCGAGCCCGGUACUCGGCAUCCGGAGCUCCUGAUUCAAAAGUAUACUAGCGCAACACGGGGGCGGGUAUAGUUCAUUCGCUCCGGCAUCAGGGAUCGCCCAUUUUCGGGCAACUUUGUUGAUUUUGUCUUCCUGCUUGCACGUCUGCCUCAAUGUAUAUUAACACUAUCUCGGCGACGGCGUACUAUGUGCAUCAACCGCUCGCGUUGGCGGGUCUGUCAGGUAGUACUACACUUUUCCCUCGUAUCGUUUCAACAUGAACCGAUGCCGCAAUGUUCACACCUUUCAAAACAGGACCGCGAAGAUCGACCUAAGGUGGGGCAACGCCACCUGCGGCAGGCCAUGACAAGUACGGGACCAGUGCAGCAGCUUGACAAGGUGACGGAAGGCAGAGCUGCAUCCGUGGUGAGGACGGUUUCUCCUAGUGCAGAUAUCUGCAAAAAUGCCAGAACGAGUUCGGGACAAGAUGUAGGCGGCGCGGGGGAGAGGAUGCCAGAAACUUUCUGCACAGACCGAGGAACAAGAACGGGGACCACGCAGGUACUUACUCUUGAUCGGCCAGAAACUCACCUAUUUGCCGGUCAUCUAAUAUUUUUCAUGGUGUCGCCGCGUAUAGCAUUUGUAUAUCGGCCUCUGUGCGUUUGACUUGCAUAUAUUUUUGCAAUAUGCCAACACCAGCUUCAAAUCCAAACAUUUUGUGGCAUAGCGACAUUGGUUGUUCUCGUCUCAGCGACUUGAGCACUAUUGUGUUCUCUUUGACCAGUUCGGCCACACCGAAGGAAAAGUCGAGGUGUAUCCGCCCGCUGACGGCGAUGCAAAUUUUUUCAGAUACAACUUGACUCUGCUAUCGACUACAGGUCAAUAAUUGUAAUACCACGCACCCAACGUCAACAUCGAGAAGUUCCUUAAUGCGCAGUCCCCAACAUCCGGCGGAGAAAAAGAAGGCCGACGACCAAGAACAGGAGGAAAGGCAUGAAAUGGAAGAUGGAGCUUCAUCGGCCAAUCGUAGCAUUGCCGAGGACGCACAGCAGCAUCGUGGGACCGUGUCGCUGAAGCGAACUGCAGAUCUAACUCGAGAUAGCAAAAGAAGAAAACUCGACGCCGGCGGGGCUCCACCGGAAAAACUGGAUCCCGUGCAUCGGUGCGGUGAUGAAAACUUAGAUCGAACCGCGAGUGUUGGACCCACGUCGCUACUACGUCAUCGUGAAAAAGAUAAUUCCGGCGCACGAGGAGGUACGGCUCCAUGCACUGCAGGUGCUCCUGAAAAAUGUCCACGUCCAGCCGGCUCCGCUAGUACAGAUUCGGUGAACUACGGAAUGGGCGCUGACGAGCAAGAAGCCUUUUUAAAUGUUGAACUUGUUCACCCUGUUCAGGCGAACGGAGCUGCAAGGACCGAUAUCGAAGGACAAGCAGCAGAGAUCACAGGGACUCGAGGGGGCUCGACCCUGAUUGUACCCUCGACAAGCAGUUGUAUCUCCACACCAGCAGCUCCUGCAGAGGGAGACCUGUCUUCGAAAAAUGCAGAUACGUGCAACAGUUCCAAAGACGGUGACGUAUUCUUUACGGAGCGCAGUGCAGACCACACUUCGGUCUUCACCGCUAGACGGAAGUGCGACGAAUGCAAACGCUUGCAAGAGGCCCUACGUCAAGCUGACUCGGUCGCCGCAGCAAGAAACAAGUCGUUGCAGAUUCGGCUUGCCAUACUGGAAAAGGAAAAAACGCACGUCGUAGCGCGGGAAAUGGCUACCGCAAACGAGACGAACAAAGAACUGCAGGUGAAAGAUAAGGCUUUCGCGGAGUACAAGGCGCAGAAGGAACGAGAAGUGGCAGAGCUUCGACGAACUCUGCAGCAGGCGGUGGAGGAAACUAAAGCUCAGAGUGUGCAGCAAGUGCGCGAUUUCGAGGCCAAAAAGGCACAGGAACUGGAAGAUUUGCGGGAAGCAUCGCGUGCAAGGGAAGACGCCUUGCGGCUCGAGGUGCAAGUUGCAAAGGAGGACGCAGACCGAAUUCGCAGCAAAAUGCAGGUGGCGGCAAUUUCAUUCAUGGAGGAGCUUAGUCCGGGGUUUACGAUUACGCCCGAGUCUAGGUCCUGUAAUUCAAUCGUCGCACAGAACAAGAUGACUGGUUCUACUAUUGCGCCGGAGGAACAAGCGGAGGCAAAAGUGAUACGUUGUCGAGUGUCGUGUCCUAGUAUGCCGGCAGUGUCAGAGGAUGAACGACAGCAACAGCAAGACCCAGCAAUCGGCGAGGAAGCAACUUCGUGCGCGACGAGUAACCUACAGCAUCUCGCCGACCACGGGCCCCGAGCUACCGCAAGCCUAGUCUCGUCGCGUCCGUCAAGCGCCGUUACCGAUCCCCGCACGAUCCAGCCGACUUCUGUCCCCCCGUCGCAGCCGAGCGAACCAACGGCGCAAUCCCAGCUUCCUCAUCAUCGCCCAAGCCAUGGAUCUCCCGGUGUCAAGAUUGGUGCUGGCAGCAUGUUGCCCCAGCCGUUGCUCGAAACAAGAAACCACAAAUUAAACCGCAGUGAGACGAAUGAGUCUUGCCUCCGCAAGGAACAAUCGUCGCGACCUGCAACUGACACCAAGACAUCAAAUCAUGUACUACCUGCAGUCCCGGCUCUGCUGUGUGAGGAGCCAUCAAGAGCCGACGACAUGGAGGUAGCCGUGCCUGUUGUUACCGAAGCGUUUCCAUCUCGACGGAGCAGCGGGGCAAGCGCAGUAGAGAGCGAUCGGCCGGUCUUGCGUCAGGAGGAUGUGGACAACGCCGCGGACCGUGCCAUAGACGCCGAGGACGUAGUUCUCGACGCAGAUAGGGUUUUGUCUACUAAUAUUGCAGGAGCACCGUGCUUGCAAUCACAGGACAAGGGCGAGGACGGUUCACUAUCUGCAGGUAAUAUCAAGCGUAAACAUGUGUCUGUCGCCGGGGAAGAUUCGAACUUAUAAAUGCACACUUCAGAUCGAGCAAAAACCUGUCAUGCAUGAGCAGCGAAGAAAGCUACAGUUACUGCAAUGCUUGGUAUAAUUAUGUCUCAGAAGGAGAAGCAGGUUUGUACAAAGCGGCUGAGGCAUUGAAGCGUCUUCUCGACUAACAGUUGCAACGCCAGACCUUCUUGGUCGUCAGUGUCACCUGAAAACUGCUGCAUGACAAAAUUCUGCUUUCAUCCCGACCCAGACAUACUUGCACUUGAUCCGAAAAUCGAAAGAAGCAGAUCGAGCGGAGACCAACCAGGCAAUUGUGACGCAAAACCUCUCCGAUGUGUCGAUGGAGUCGUCGCCUAGUGAAAAAUCGCGGGACCACGAAACUUGGCAGGCUCCGUCUGUGUCAUUCACGGAACCCCCGCCUUCGCAGGAGCAGGACUGCAAUGAUAAAGAUCCUUCUUUGUCACAGAAUCGGAAUCGCGCGGGCGGUACGGAUGGUGAAGCGCAGAUACUGGACUUCUCAGAUCUGACUUCUGAAGGUUUCGACGCGGUCAUCAAUGGAGGGGGUGGCGGUUUCAUGGUGCCACCAAAGUUAGAGAUAUCGGCUUCGCCUCACAUCACGUAUGCAGUGUAAAAGUAUAAACGUAAAUAUUUGCAUGCUGGAAAUUCAAAUUGCAUAUAGACAAUUUGUUCUUCGCAGAACAAGAUGCAAAUUGUAUACUUAUGAAGUUUUGGGUACGCAUUCAUCGCAGCCAUACCAGAUCUGUCAUGCAUGACUGCGUUUAACUUUAAUACGAGAAAGAGUGUAAUGAGUAAGAUACUUUUGCACAGGAUAUUACCACACAAAUAAACUACAGCGAGACUGUCUUUUAUUCAAGGCCGUGCUGGAGUAGUCAACCAAAGGCUCGGCUACGGUUUUGGCAUGAUUUGGCAGCAGAAAUAUCAUUUUCAGUCUCGCUGAGCACGAGCGGCACGACGGAAAGUGGCAUGCGCAGAUAGAGCUCCAAGUCGUGGUGAGUAGUGAGAGACUUUCUGUAUUUCUUUGUCUACGACGAACACGAAGUUGGUAAAUAGAAAUAGCGCAUAGUACUGUCUUCUACUUCUAGAGAGCUGCGACCUAUCUGGCGAUUACUCUGGAAAGCUUUUGCUUUGGAUAUGAGCUUUACGGGGGAUGCAGACGACACGAAGGAGGAGCUCAUCAUCGAUUACCAAUCGGGACGAAGGUGAUGUGCAUCCAGGAGGCCGAUGACCUCGUCAUGCCACGGCGAUAAGACAAAGCAAGCUCGAAAAAUCUCACAGCUGUUUCUAUGAUCGAUGUUUGUCUUUGUGCAGCUUAUUCUGUAUCUUUUACGGUCAUUCACAUUCCCUAAGUGGACCCCGUUUUUUGUGUGCGCGUUCUUGUCGAAAUAGAAAAUUCUGAGUUUGAGCAUGUGGAGCAAAUUAUGUCACUCUCGGUCUACGACUGGAAAAAAAAAAUCAUGUUUUCUUUUAUGUAUAUGAAAGUAAUGCAUGUCCUCAGGCUCGGGCUGCUGCAGAGGCAAGGACAGUGACCGAUACUUGACGAAGCAUGUCGACGUUUGAGUUUCUCUUUGCUGCUGUGGUCCGAGUGCUCAUCCUGAUGUCACAUCAUUUUUUCUUUUGCACACAUCUCCCGGACUGGUGAACUCGAUAGCGGGGAAAAAAUGGGCGAUGUCGGAGACAAAUCCAGACCUGGUGGCGCUUGUCGACGAUCCCAGUUUUGUAUUCGCAAUUUCGCGGCGCCGCUGCGACCGGAGAUCCAGGCGAGAAGAAUAUCUGGUCGGCGGGAGAUGGUUUUUCGGAGCAGCGGGUGGGGUGUAUACUGCUGUCGAGCCCGCCUAGCGGGCCCGUACUCGCGGUUUGCUGAUUUGAAAGAUCACGUAGCUGGACGAGUUAGUAUUGCUAUUUGCAACUGGUAAGAAUGUUUUACGGAUCCCCGUAUAAUUAUCUUCUACAUACAAGUACAGAUACAGAACCACAGAGCAGUCUCUAUUUCUACCGCAAAAACGACUUAGUGCUAGCUCGAAACCAGGUCCGACAGCAGCGGCGGAUCAAAAACUACAAUUUGACAUAUGGGAAAAGGAAAAACUCGAAUUGCAUCAUGCCCAAAAGUAGUUGUUGUUUGUGUCUCCAAAGAUAGGGGGCUGCAACAUCGCGUUCUUCCGGGAGAGCGAGGAGAACACAGGGAGAACGCACAAAUAAAAGCGGUGCAGGUCCUCCAAACCCUAGUCGCGCAGAUGCAGGAGCUUCGAAAUAAAAUCAUCAGUUUGCUAUUGGAUGAAU
Molecule: messenger RNA, 6294 nt
Organism: Amoebophrya sp. A120
Lineage: Eukaryota; Dinophyceae; Syndiniales; Amoebophryaceae
Source: the annotation of a GenBank genome assembly